Messenger RNA from Physcomitrium patens, 1917 nucleotides. Its product is annotated as zinc finger chaperone zpr1. Gene Ontology annotation, molecular function: zinc ion binding. The record is from RefSeq and is a predicted model, not a curated record. Gene Ontology annotation, cellular component: nucleus. Lineage: Eukaryota; Viridiplantae; Streptophyta; Bryopsida; Funariales; Funariaceae.
AACCAAGGGUUUAGACAGUCGAAGCCCUAAACCCCAGAGCAUGAGCGUUGGCAUUUUGUGUUCCGCUUCCGCUGAAGUUGCCACUGUCUAUUCUCCGUGUUCAACAAUCAACAAUUGCACUGCCAGCAAGCGAUAGAUCAUGGCGGCACCCGCCACCGAGCACCACAACAAUAUGAUCGCUGAUGUUGGAGACGCAGCAGAGGCCUUAACUGCAGACGAUGGUGCUCCUUUGCACCAGAUUGAGAGCUUGUGCAUGCGCUGUGGGGAGAACGGAAUGACACGGUUGCUCCUCACUCGCAUCCCGCAUUUCCGAGAGGUAGUCUUGAUGGCCUUUGAAUGUCCGCACUGCAACGAAAGGAAUAACGAAGUUCAGUUCGCUGGCCAAUUGCAACCGCAGGGGUGUGCUUUUACACUGACAGUUCCAGCAGGAGAACCAGAGGUCUUGAAUAGGCAGGUUGUGAAGUCCGACGUUGCUACCAUAAAGGUGCCGGAGCUUGAGUUUGAGGUUCCGCCACAAUCACAACGCGGGACACUCUCGACGAUUGAAGGAGUCUUAUCAAAAGCCGUGGAUGAGCUUCGAACUCUACAAGAAGAGCGCAGGAAAGCGGACCCCUCAAUAGCAGAAGCAAUUGAUGCUUUUCUGAUGAAGCUGAAUGCAUGUGCCAAAGGAGAACAAGCCUUCACGUUUGUGAUUGAUGAUCCUUCAGGCAACAGCUACAUUGAGAAUCCGUACGCACCUAAUUCAGACCCCUUGUUGUCAACUGAAUACUACGACCGCACUUCAGAACAACAAGAAGCAUUAGGUUUUCUUGCCCAGUCCACGUCUUCUACAGAGCCCAGUGAAGCUAUUCCAGAGGCUAGGGCAGCAGCUAGUGAUCAUAAAAGGGUGAAGUAUGCACCUGCAGGUACAACUAGGCUUCCUCAUGGUUCUGUGGGCGCGAUAGCAGCACACCAGGCAAUCGCCCAUGGGAACUCUCCUGAAAUCGCAGAGGCACUAUUUAAAUACUCAGCACCUGAGGAGGUGAUGACGUUUCCAUCUACCUGCGGAGCAUGCGGAGUUAAGGCAGAAACUCGCAUGUUUGUAACCAAUAUACCUUACUUUAAGGAGGUCAUUGUUAUGGCCUCGAGUUGUGAUGUAUGCGGAUACAAGAAUUCGGAGUUAAAACCCGGUGGGAGAAUUCCAGAGAAAGGAAAGAAAAUUAGACUCGUUAUCAAAUCUGUGAGGGAUCUUUCUAGGGAUGUUAUUAAGUCGGAUACUGCUAGCGUGGAGAUUCCAGAACUGGAGUUGCAGCUCUCGCCAGGGACUCUGGGUGGCCUGGUUACUACUGUAGAGGGCCUGUUGUCAAACAUUAGUGAAAGUUUGAAGCGGGUGCAUGGGUUUAGCAUUGGUGACAGUGCAGAAGCAUGGAAGAAGAAUAGAUGGCAAGAGUUUGAUUCUCAUUUGCAGAAGUUAUUGAAAGUGGAAGAAGAGUUUACACUAAUUUUGGAUGAUGCUCUCGCAAACUCUUUCAUAGCACCAGCAACCGAUGACUUCGAAGCUGAUUCACAAUUAUCAUCGGAAGAAUAUGAACGUACAUUUGAGCAAAACGAGGAUUUGGGUCUUAAUGACAUGGAUACUUCUGCUGCAGAUGGUGCUUAUGACAAUUAGUAUUUGUUGACUUUGCCAUGCCGUGAAGUUAGACAAAACUAAACUUGAAAAGUAGUAGGCCUUAGAAAUGAUGUGGAGUAGCAGACAAGUUUGAUUAUUCCUUACCUCAUACGUUUGAAAGUUUGUCUGAACUUCAUUGAGUUUAAGUAGGAUUCACAUGCUUUGGAGCCAGCACAUCUAGUGCUUGUUGUGUUAAGUCGUUCAUAUGAAUAACCUUGAUGUGCUGACUCAACUACUUACUAAAGCUUAUUGAUGGUGUAUUCGAGUUA